This is a messenger RNA of Penaeus chinensis, 5045 nucleotides long. RefSeq lists its product as uncharacterized. Bases 1411 to 3987 code for a protein of 858 amino acids. The record is from RefSeq and is a predicted model, not a curated record. Gene Ontology annotation, molecular function: DNA-binding transcription factor activity, RNA polymerase II-specific; sequence-specific DNA binding. Gene Ontology annotation, biological process: cell differentiation; regulation of transcription by RNA polymerase II. The transcript has 9 exons. Lineage: Eukaryota; Metazoa; Arthropoda; Malacostraca; Decapoda; Penaeidae. Gene Ontology annotation, cellular component: nucleus.
UGUAGUCGGCGAGUCGAGCGAGGGAGCGGGCAGCCUGAGAACUCCACAAUUGCACAUUUGCACAACUGCUCUUUAAAGGAAAACUCGCGCGGUGUAUUUUUCGCGAGUUUCCUUGUCGAAGGAGAGAAAGUAAAAGAUAUCUGUCUCAUCCCCCUACCCCCUAUACCCGCCUCCCCCCGCAAUGCAUGUGCCAUGACGUCACAUGACUCUAUCAUGUAGAAUCAGUGAGAGCGAGACUCGUUCGAUUGUGCUCCGUGUACAGCGUCUUGGUUUCGGUGCUUCUGCGAGUGCGACCCCCCCCCCCCACACCCCCCACGUGUACACCGCCUGCGAAGGACUUCCACGUGAUUCUGCUGUCCUGAAUCCCCGUCGCUCCCCGCCCCUUCCUCCUCCUCUCUUCCUAGUCAGUGCGAAGGAGAAACUACCGACAGAGAAGUGGCCACGGGGAGAUUUAAAUGUGUUGGACGUGCGAGUGUGUGCGCGCGCGCGUGUUGAGUAACAGUGCUAGGCAGCGCCAGCGGAAUCUCCAAGGAGGAGAGGCGAUCGGAAUCUCUAUGAACUGCCUGCCACGCCUGGGCCUCCUCUCGCAGAACGCACGUCCUCAGCGCAAGCAGGAGAGCAAGAGGCCUGCAAGCAGCCCGUGGCAACUCGCCUUCAGUGGGACGUCCCAUUCCGCCCACUCGCCGAUAGAUCCGCCGAAAUAGCUGCCGACGGCUGGCCCGCCCACAUCGCCCUGCCCCUCUGCCCAGCCCUUGGGCGCCCUCUCGAAGGCGACGCUGCGGCCACGGCUGAGCACCCGCGCUGAGCCACCGCGGGCGCGCGCGCCGCAUCCGAGGCAGCGAGGCUAUUGCCAAAUGCUGUUCGAAAGAUAAAGGGGAUCAGAGCCCCCCCCCCCCCCCGUGCCCCCUUGGAGGGAGAAGGUGUCACUAUCAGCGUGUCAUGGCGGCGGCGGCGGCAGCGGCGGCGCUGGCGGCGAGCGGGCAGCGGCACCGCCACGAGCCUUCAGUCUGGCUCUGGCACUGAUGGGAGACGUGAUGUCCUGCCGCCCGAGCGCAGCGCAAGCGAGGCGACCCUGUUAUCCCGUGCGCCUUCUCCCUUCUCGCGCGUCCCGCCUCUGCCUUCUGCGGCGCCUCGGCUGCCCAGCGACGGCCCUCCUUCCGUGGAGUGACAUGUGAAGAUGCCUUCAGAGCGAUCGUAGUGCCAAGUGCCGUAGAUGGUUUUUAGCGAGAACGUCGCAGUGCCUUUAGUGUAAUCUUCCUGUGAAGUGCCUUUGUUUACAAGGUCUGUGAUACGAAUGAUAUUGAGGGACAGCGUAGCCUGCCGUGUGACGCGAAUGGCAAGUGUAGCAGCCUGCAGAGUUACGAUGCGCCGCGAGUGUUUCCGCCGAGAGUGACAGGCGUGUGAGAUAAGAUGAGAGGAGGCGUGAGUACCUCUGCCUCCAGCUCCCUCCCUCAGGAGUUUCUUCCCUUACGCUUCGGACCACACACACCCCCCUGCCCCCUCUCCCCCCCGAGGACCCCGUGCCCGAGUGCCCCCGCGUCUCCCGCGGCGAUGGCGGACUGCCGCAGCGACGUGGCCGCCGCGCCGCCGCUCGCACCCUCCUUCUCCACGCUGCUGGGGCAGGGCCACACGCCCAAGCUCAAGGCCUACAUGCUCUCGAAGCACAACAAGGAGCGCGUGACGUCGGCUACGCCGCCCCCCGCCAGCCCCUCCGCCCCCCUCGGCAGGCCCAUGCCGCCCUUGGAGCCGCUCCUGGACGCCGCGGAGGACCUGGGCCCGGCCGCCCUUGCGCUCAGCCGCGCGCUCCCCAAGAAGCGGCCGAGGCUCAGCAGCGACCUCAGGGACGACCCGGUGCUGCUGGAGGCGGCGGCGACGAGCCCGCUCUACCUGCCCGACACGCCCUUCUCGCUCGCCUCCCGCGGGGACGACAGCGACACGUACCUGGAGGGCUCGAGGUUCCUGUCGCCGACGCCGGAGUCCACGGCGGCCGUCGCCGGCGCCCGCCUGCAGCGCCAGCACGACCUCGACCUGGCGUCCCUCCUGCCGCUGUCGCCGCCCUCCUGCCACCUCUCCCCCGGUUACACUAUCAACCAUUUCUUCACCGAUGUGCCCUUCAGCCCUUCCUCGGUCGCCGCCAGCAGCCCAAGGGCCGUGUCGCAGCCCCCGUCGCCCGCCUGCGUCGUCCCCAACUCGGCCAAGUCGCCGCCGCAGCCGCAGGAGGUCACGGCGCCGGCGUCUGACCCCAAGUCGGGGGCUGAGGAUUGGCUGGCGCAGAGCGGCGCGCUGGACCUGAGCCAGCUGCCCAGGACGGACCACCUGCCGCAGCUGGUCAUCGCCAGCCCCUAUCGCGACCUGGCCUCGGGCCUACGCUUCGGGCAGACGCCUCCGGACGCGCAGACGGCAGGCCACCCGCGCGCGCCGGCGGCAGGGCUCGCUCGGGGCGGCUGCGUCCAGAUGGGCGGCCCGCAGAGUAGCUUCCAGGAGGUCGGGCAGCAGAGGAGCGGCUUCCAGCCCGUGCGACCGUUGAAGAUGCGGCUGCAGAGCGGCGGCCCUGUCAGGAGCGGCUACCCGCUGGUGGGCCAGCUAAGGCCCGUGUUCCAGCCGGGCGCCGCGCAGGGCAGCGUGCUCCUGCAGCGGCCGGCCGCGAGCCUGCAGGAGGCGCGGCAGUGCCUGGACGUAAAGCCCCGCCCCCGCCCGUACCACCCGCGCCCCGUCCACCUCCCCCGGGCCUUCCCGCCCCCGCUCAAGCCCUUAGCAGGAUCUGGAACGCGACCAGUCCCAGCCGAGAUGGCUCCACACAAGGCUUUCCCCAGAGAUGGACAGGAACCUCCAUCAGCCACUAACAAGCAAGUUCCCUGGUUACCCAGAGAACGACACCAUGAGAACCACUCCACCACUUUAACCCCCCUUAGGAGUUCAUUUGAAAAAAACAAUCAGCAAGAAAAACCCAUUGCCGAGUGGACGUACGAGGAUGUAGUCUUCUUCAUCUUCAAAGCCCAGGAAGACCUAAACCUGGACAGCAAGAACCUCGAUGUCAACUUCUCCGAGUUGAGCGGUUCGACGGGGAAAGAUCUCUUGAACAUGGAUAUCGAGGGAUUUAAGAGAUUUUCAAAGGGUUAUGGAGAUCAAUACUAUAGAUACUUCAUUGAAAUGAGAGAUGAGGAGAGGAGAUUAGAGUUGCAGAGACAUGAAGAGAUACAGAGAAGAGAGGAAUUGCGAAGGCAAGAGGAAGAGAGAAGACAGUCAAUUGUUUCCUCCCACCAAAUGCUCUACAAGUCCCACCUCUUCUCCCCAACCUCCUAUGAGUACUUAGUCAGCCCAAAUAGCCAAGGUCAGGCCACCCACCUCCCAUCAGCCUCCCCUAGAGAAGCCAUCCCAACCAUGAUUGAGACGCAGGCCCGUUACGAGAUCCACUAUGAAGCCCCAAGGUCAAUGGCGAUGGAGAAUGGUCACAGGUCCGGAAUCUCCGACAGCCUUCCAACGGCUUCUAUGAAAACCUUCCCAUUGUUCUCAUCUACCUCACCUUCCAAUCACUACCACUCAGUCGCAGAAAGCCUCUCAGAUCCUGACCACAGUGCAGCCGAAGAAGAGGAACCUAAACCCGAAGUGCCAAAGAAGCGAGGUCCCGGAAGACCACGCAAGCCUGAAAAUGAAUUAAAGAAGAAGAAAAAGAAAACAGGUCGUCUGUGGGAGUUCAUUCGGAACCUCCUCCUUGAUCCUGAGACCUGUCCAUCCAUGGUCAAGUGGGAGAAUGCCGAGGAAGGGAUUUUCAGAUUUGUUCAAGCAGAAAAGGUUGCGCAGAAAUGGGGUGAGCGGAAACAGAAUAAGGAUAUGAACUAUGAGAAAUUGAGUCGGGCAAUGAGGUAUUACUACAAAGGUGGUGUGUUUGAAGCUGUACUUGGGAGAAGAUUAGUGUACAAAUUUGGAAAGAAUGCCAAGAACUGGAGACCUUCCAAUCCCAACUUUGCCAACCCCCCACCAAUGUAGAUUGCCCCAAUAGAGACAAAAUGGUGUGUUCACAAGUGAGUUACAACUGCAUGGUAAACUGAAGUGCCGUGAUGACUAUCACCUGAAGCCUCAAGGCACAGCUCAGGGGGGGAGUGGAGGCCUGAUCUCUGCUUCUGUAAUGGGAUGAAGAGGUUUGUCUUCCUCCUGAUAAAGCGGUGCUGCCACACACAGAAAAUCGUGUUGUUUUGAAAGGUAACUUGUGAACAGACCUCAAGCUCACAAAUUCCUAAUGCCAAAGACUUUUGAGAGUAAGUGCUGAUUUUACAUGUAUAGAUUGUCUUUUAAGAGAGUUGAACUAUUUCUUUGUUUCAUUGUUGAUGUUGACAUGGCUGAUAAUUUAAAAAACAACAAAUCUAUUUUUACACAAGGAUGUCUUGACAAAAGGGAACAAGAAGCAUUUAUAUGUUAUCAUGUACAAUUUUCAUAGACUGAGAGCCAAUUUCAGUGAACUUGAUGCAUUUACCAGAUCAUUUUCUUUCCUUUGUUUAAAUUCUACUCAAAGUAGAGUUGAGGAUACCCAGUACUUUCAUUAUAGGAAGGGUGUUUAGUGUAGCUCAUCUGUUGUAUAUAUUUAUACAUAUAUGUAUUUAAAGAAAACUAGUCAUGAAGCUAGAUAUUAAGUAUAUUUUCAGAGAUGAUAACACAGCACGAGAAUCCAUGAGUACAGUAUGAGAACUUCGAUUACUGGUGUGAAGUGCCAAUUUGUACAUAAUAUUUUCUAAGAGAAAGAAAGAAUGAGAAUGCUUCUGCCAUCCCUCUUGUUCAAUAUUUUUCAUCUUCUAAAUCAUUCAUAUCACAAAUUAAGUGCCAGAAAUCUUGCAAUCAGUGCCUUGUCUGUGCAAUACUUUAAUUAAUAUAAAGAACCUGUGUAUAUUAUGUAAAUAAAAUAGAAAGUUAUGCCUACAGAUUAUACAAUGUGGAGUGAAAAACCUGUGAAACUUAUUUGUACAAAGCUUUUUACUCAACAUGGUUGUAGGUUCACAACCAUUACUGGUGCUCAUGUAUUGUCAUAUACUCAAAAAAUGCUCAAUAUUUAA